GGAGGAGCCAGGGACGGGGUUUGGGGUGUUUGGGACCUCAUUCUCCCCACUUGUAGGGAAACCUCUCUACCUUCAGACGUAAUUGGAUUGGAAGGAGGAAAGCUGACCGAGGGAUAGGAAGAAGCCACCCUCCCGCUGCUCCUCCUCCUGUUGUUUAUCACUUGCCUCCUGACUCUCUUCCAAAGCAAGCUCAGCUGGGCCAAGGUGGCCGCAGAACAUCCAGACAAGGGCCAGCGCCUACCUAGCUGCCCUGUGCAUUCCGGGCUACCCCAUUAGCUGCUCACCACCCAGGCCACUGGGACCGCUUCUGAUGGCUGUGGCCUCCGCUGCCCCAGGGAGCAUCUUCUGUAAGCAGCUCCUUUUCUCUCUCCUGGUUCUGUUAUUAUUUUGUGAUGCUUCUCAGAAAAUUGUUUUAGACAUUCCUGCUGAUAUUCCAGCUAAUGAAGUAGUCACCAAAGUGGAUCUGAAGAAGUAUGCCAAGCCCAAUGCCAAAAUCUCUGCGAGCAGUGCUGACCCACAUGACUUUAAAGUUGAAGAAGAUGGCACAAUUUAUGCACAGCGUGACCUCCAUUUGUCUUCUACAACACGUUUUACCAUUUCAAUCGCAAAUGCACAGGAACUAAAAAUAGCCGAGGUUGUACUGGAACCAUCUACAAAAAAGACUCCUAAGAGGAAACAUCCCAAAAGUACAUCCCUCAGGCGCAGCAAGAGAAGAUGGGCUCCUAUUCCCUGUUCAUUGAUGGAGAACUCGUUAGGUCCAUUCCCACAACAUGUUCAACAGAUUCAGUCUGAUGCUGCACAGAAUUACACUGUCUUUUACUCCAUAAGUGGGCCAGGAGUGGACAAAGAGCCCUUCAACCUGUUCUACAUAGAGAAAGACUCUGGAGAUAUUUAUUGUACAAGAAGCAUUGACCGUGAGCAGUAUGAUCAGUUCAUGAUAUAUGGCUAUGUAACAACUGCAGAUGGCUACGCACCAGAUUACCCACUCCCCUUGUUAUUCAAAGUCGAAGAUGAUAAUGAUAAUGCCCCGUAUUUUGAAACCAGAAUGACAGUUUUCAGCGUGCCUGAAAAUUGCAGAACUGGCACUUCUGUGGGCAAAGUGAUUGCUACAGACCUUGACGAACCUGACACCCUACAUACUCGUCUGAAAUAUAAAAUCUUGCAACAAAUCCCAGAUCAUCCAAAGCAUUUCACUAUACAUCCAGACACAGGUGUCAUUACAACAACUACUCCUUUACUGGACAGAGAGAAAUGUGAUACUUACCAGUUAAUAAUGGAGGUGCGAGACAUGGGGGGCCAACCUUUUGGCUUGUUUACUACCGGAACAAUUACUAUUUCACUUGAAGAUGAAAAUGACAAUUCACCAUAUUUCACACAAACUUCUUAUUUUACUGAAGUAGAAGAAAACAGAAUAGAUGUUGUGAUUUUACGGAUGGCCGUACAGGACCAAGAUUUAGCAAACACUCCUCACUCAAAGGCUGUAUACACGAUCCUACAGGGAAAUGAAAAUGGUAACUUCAAAAUUAGCACAGAUCCCAAAACAAAUGAAGGAGUCUUAUGUGUUGUCAAGCCGUUGAACUAUGAACUCAAUCACCAAAUCAUUUUGCAAAUUGGUGUACUUAAUGAAGCGCAGUUCUCUAAAGCAGCAAACUCACCACUUCCUACAAUGUGUACUACAACCGUCACUGUUAAAAUUAAGGACAGUGAUGAGGGGCCUGAAUGUCAGCCACCAGUAAAAGUUAUUCAGAGUAAAGAUGGCCUCCCAGCUGGCAAAGAACUCCUUGGCUAUAAAGCACUGGACCCAGAUGCACGCAGUGGUCAAGGCUUAAGGUAUAAGAUGGUAAAAGAUGAAGAUAACUGGUUUCACAUUGAUGAAAACACCGGAAAUUUGAAAACUGUAAAAGUACUAGAUAGAGAAUCAAAAUUUGUAAAAAACAACCAGUACAAUGUCUCAGUAGUGGCAGUGGAUGCGGUUGGCCGAUCCUGCACAGGAACACUAGUAGUUUUCUUGGAAGAUUACAAUGAUCAUCCACCACAAAUUGAUAAAGAUGUGACCAUUUGCCAGCACAAUCAAGAUUAUGCUGUUCUGGAACCGGUAGAUCCAGAUGGGCCUGAAAAUGGUCCACCUUUUCAAUUCCUUCUGGAUCAUUCUGCCAGCAAACUUUGGACCGUAGAAUCCAAGGAUGGUAAACGUGCCAUUCUUCGUGGACGGCAGCAUCUCGAGAAUAACUAUUAUUCUGUGCCUAUCCAAAUACAAGACAGACAUGGUAUUUCUGCAAAACACAUUUUAUCAGUGAGAGUAUGUGACUGUACAGCUCCAUCUGAAUGUAGAAUGAGUGUUAAAGAUGAAAGGGACGUUAAAGUGCAAGGCUCAAACGUAAUUCUUGGAAAGUGGGCGAUUCUUGCCAUGAUUCUGGGUUCUGCAUUGUUACUAUGCAUAAUGUUUACAUGUUUCUGUGUUACUGCUAAGACGACAGUGAAGAAAUGUUUUCCAGAGGAUGUGGCCCAGCAAAACUUAAUUGUGUCCAACACGGAAGGACCCGGAGAAGAAGUAACGGAAGCAAAUAUUAGACUCCCUUUGCAGACAUCCAAUAUUUGUGACACAAGCCUGUCUGUUGGUACUCUUGGUGGCCAGGGCAUUAAAAGACAGCAAAGUUUUGAGAUGGCGAAAGGAGGUUACACUUUGGAUUCCAGCAAAGGAGGUGGCCAUCAAACCUUGGAGUCCACAAAGGGAGUGACAGAUGCCGGCAGAUACACCUACACCGACUGGCAGAGCUUCACCCAACCUCGGCUUGGCGAAAAGGUGUACCUGUGUGGACAAGACGAGGAACAUAAGCAUUCGGAAGACUACGUUCGUUCAUACAACUAUGAAGGCAAAGGGUCUGUGGCGGGCUCAGUGGGCUGCUGCAGCGACCGGCAGGAGGAGGAAGGGCUGGAGUUUCUAGACCACCUGGAACCCAAAUUUAGGACGUUAGCAAAGACAUGUGUGAAGAAAUAGAUGUGCCUUUUAGUAGAGUAACAUCUACAAAUGCGUGUGUAGGAGUCUAUUGAAUACAAAAGGGUAGCAGCAUCUGCUAAUGAUUCUGUGCAGUGGAGGGAACCGUGUUUAUUAUUGUAACUAUGAGACUCCCCCAAGUUCUCCAUGUCUAUCAGAACUUUCAUAUUCUGUAGAAGCAAAAGCUGCAUUGCUAUUGCCCUUCGUAUGCUUGUAUAUACUGCACUGCCCUUUGAGGACUGCACAAUGUGCGUGCUUGCACCUUUUAUGUGUUUGAAAACGCCUGCUACCUUGUGCGCUAUAUAGACUAUGUGGGAAGGUUGGGUAUUGUGGAGGCUAUUCCGAGUGAAUUUUCAUUUUAGAUGCACAAAUUAAAUUUUUUUCUUCAAAAUCUUGGGGAAAAUUAUGAUUUGGGGCUUAUUUUCUUUAGUGCCAGAGAAUUGCUGUCUUCCUGCCUGAAGGAUGUAUAUGUAUUCUUAGGUGCAGCCUUCUGUUUGGUAAAUGAGUUCAUUUCUUACUACACCUUUCACUCCUCAGAGAGGUGCUCCCAGGACUUGCUUCUGCCAGGAUCCUGCAUAGCUUAGUCCUGAGAUUGUGGCCCAGGUGACUGUGUUAUCUGGUGCCUACAGCUUCAGGAACUGUAGGAAAGACACAGACCAGCAGCUUGGGCUGCACAGACUUGUUAAGGUUUAUGUGAAAGAAUUGCAACCCUGAUGCCCAUGAAUUGACUUAAGCUCAAAAAUAUGUUUCAACCAGGUUUGGUGGCACACACCUGUGAUCCCUGCACUCAGGGGGCUGAAUCAGGAGGAUUGCCAUGAGUUUGAGGCCAACCUGGGCUACAUAGUGAGUUCAAGGCCAGCCUGGACUGCAUAAGGAGACCCUGUUUCAAUCCCUACCCCCAAAUGUUCCAAAUGUUUAGUGUGUCUAACAUGAUGUACUAGUAAGUCUUUAAAAAUAUAAAUACUUUGGCAAACCUGUUUAGCUGCUAGUUGGACCCAGACCUGCCAUCUCAGUGGCUUUCAUCCUGUACCUUCAAGAAUCUGUACAACCAGCCCUGAAGGCGUUAGGCUGCAAUUCUGACACAGAAGGCUUGGAACUUUAUAUAUGACAAAAAUUUAGUUCACUUUUAUCUUAGAAAUUAAUACUCAGUCUAUAUUGGUAAUUACUCUCUUAAAAUGGAAAAUUAGAAAUAGUGUCUAGCAUGUACAUGAAUAUAUUAAAAAAUUAAAACCUAUUACAGAAACGUGACCAAGCAUUCAUUGAAUGUUGGAUAAAGGAACACAUACAAGAGUAGGUAAAUUAUUUUGAAGGCAUACAAUUCUAAUGGGAUAUUAUAAGUUAUUAAUCUGGAAAGAAACUAUAUAUUGAAGUAAUCUUGCAUUAGUCAUUGUGACAAAUUCUGUAAAGCUAUGCAGGAGAACCAUAUAUUAUGUGGAAAUUUCUCACCUAAAUUGUUUUGUUUAAUCUAUUAACUAGCUCUCCUUAAAAAAUCAAGUCUUUUUUCUUGCAAAUUUUUUGACUAGUCUUACUCUCAGUUACAUUUUCUAAGCGAAGGUGAGUCUUGAUAUGAAUCUGAAUAUUGGAGCAAGAGAAAAAUAUAGCUUUAAUAAGCCAGAUUUGGUUUUACAAGAUGUCCACCACAUAUGAGUUUUGCAGCCAUUGUAAGGUAAUGGGGAAAUUUGUAUUGUUUGAUAUACACGUUACUUUGACAGUGAUAGGAGUUUUGAAAUUUAAAAUAUAAUAUUACAAAUUUGGAAAUAUACCAUAGUACCAUAAAUUAUAUUUUUGAAUGUAGGUAUAGAUGUUCUAUGAGUAAUUAAAAUUAUUAGUGGAAGGUUAACUUAUAUGUGUUUGUCUUCCUAUUUCUCUUUGACUUGCCUAAAUUUGGAAGAGAAAAUUUGUAUCUGAGUAUAAAGUCUAUGUAAUAGCCUUAGGUAGAUUUCUCAGUCAGCAACAGAUGAUGUUCUGAAGGAUUUUUAGGAUGUGGAAAAUGAAUUUGUAUUAAGCAGUGUGGCUAUUUAAAAUAUUUUAAAGUUUUGUUAAAAUUUAUCUCACAAAGAAACUGUUGAUUAAUUAACUGUUGAUUAAUUUCUUUAGGCAGCUCAAAGUCAUUUUCUGUUUAGACUCACAAUUACAUGAUAACUGGAUAUUUGAUGAAAUUUGUGAAGCUCCAUCAGACUGUUUACAAAUUUAGUUUGUUAAUAAAAUACUAUAUUUCAUAUAAA
This is a messenger RNA of Chinchilla lanigera (long-tailed chinchilla), 5220 nucleotides long. RefSeq names its product desmocollin 1 (gene Dsc1). The coding region runs from base 311 to 2998 and encodes 895 amino acids. The record is from RefSeq and is a predicted model, not a curated record. NCBI's taxonomy places the organism in Eukaryota, Metazoa, Chordata, Mammalia, Rodentia, Chinchillidae. Gene Ontology annotation, biological process: homophilic cell-cell adhesion. Gene Ontology annotation, molecular function: calcium ion binding. The transcript is spliced from 16 exons. Gene Ontology annotation, cellular component: plasma membrane; desmosome.